ACAAGAUCAGAUAUGGCCCAGACCAGUCACGUCUUGUUGGUCUACCUUGCCUCAUCCACACGGAUUCUGCUUACGUUUUAUUUUUUACAUGUCUAAUAUUUAAACUUAUAUCAAUUCUUCUUUCUACUUCAAAGAGAACAGUAUAGGUACUGAAAAUCACCAGAUGACUGGAAAUUCUCUAACAGCGGCAAGUAACUACAGUUGGUGGUUACCUAGCAAAUUUUCAUAAGCACCUAGCUAGCUAACCACGGAUCUUUUACCUACCCAAAAUAGCUUGUUAGCAGCUAGAAAACAGAACUUACCUUAUUACACGGCUCCAGCAACGCCUCUCGCUUACAGAGGUCGGAAAAUUAUAAAAUGCAUGUGUGCUUAUUAAAAUAGUGGUUACAAUCCGGUAUAUAGCACUGAACCAUACUUGCUUCUGAUCGACGGAGAUGCCUAAGGUUAACUAGUUAGCUACAAAGGCCAGGGUCAUGUAAAAAAAUUAUAGUAAUUAAACAAUGCUAAGAUAGGUCAUUUGAAAAAUGCGAAACAAUACAAAGGAGAAAUACACAAUAUAAAUUAUUUAAACGAGAAACUACAAAAACACUAUAAUAUCUACUAGUUAUUCUACUUGCUAGGUUACUUUCUACUUGUCGAUGAGAGUUUGCAUGGAGAAAUGUGGAAUUUGUUCCUACACUGCAACACUGCCUUGAGUUAUGAUGUCAAAGCUUGCUGAGGAUGUGUAAUUCUAUGAUAGCCACAUUAGCGGCUAAUUAUCAUUUCAUUUCGGGGGUAAAUACAGGCAAAUAUAUUGAUAAAAGUGAGAGAUUUACACUGUUAUCAAAACAUCACGCCAGGGUAAGCCUACAUGAAAGACAGACCUUAUUUGAAGUGGUUUUAAAAUCCCCUAUGGGAAAAAUGAAUGGUGGAAAAACGAUUGGAAACAUUUCCGUGUUUGACUGCUAGCCUAGGUUUUAUGUGUAUUAUGACUCAUAUUGUGGUACUCUACUGAAAUACUGUAGAAUUCCAUUCAUUCUUAUGGAGGACUGCACUUUCUGGGAAGUGCCAAUAUGGCCGACUGGUGGCUUCGGAGCCUCUCACUUACCAAUACAUCAGCAAUCCAGGGUGUAUCAGGGGAGAUUGUAGAAGAGAGUGCGGGGCGAAGGAGCGGAGAGGGUGUUUUCGUUUGGCUGUAACAUGAUACCAGUAACGGGAACACAGCUAUGGGACAGUAGACAUAUCCUUGAUUUCAUGCAUUUCGGCGGUAACGCUAUCUGGUUCAGUGCUAGGACGACUAUCAAAAAAGGAUGGGUGUCGCAGAACAAAUGAAUGAAGGCGAAUGAUUUUGGAAAAACUAGCAGCAGCAAUUGACAGAGAAGUUGCGCAGGCUACAUAGCCUAGGGCUAUCAGAAUAGCCUAGUAAACCGUUUUGCAUGGAGAUGCAUUCACGUCAACAGCAUCAUGAAGAAGGUGACAUAUGGCGUUUAUGUUUGUGUCGUGUCUACGUUCCUACUUUGUCUAAGAUAACACAGUGACACGGCGUUCACAGCAAGAUUUGUAGACGCAUAAAAUAAUUUCAAAGAAUCACUUCAUCGCGGACCUCAGCUUGGAGGAUUGGCCUAUUUUUACGGUAGGGCGGGGGUGAAAAAUCCAGUAGUACGCUAGUUGAAGUUGACCCCUCAGAAUACCGGGAACAUUUUCAGUGGAAUGUAUUGCUCAUUUAACUCAAACAAAAUUAUGAAUUCGAUGGUCUUUGCUGAGGCUUUGCCAUCUUCGGGUGCCUCUGCGUUCCCAGUAGGAGCGCCAGCCUCUGGUGCUAGGGUGUCUAGUGCCCUACGGAACGAUUUGGGUUCCAACAUUCAUGCCUUGAAAACCCUUAACCUGCGAUUUCGAUGUUUCCUAGCUAAAGUUCAUGAAUUGGAGCGUAGAAACAAGUUGUUAGAAAAUCAACUACAGCAAGCUUUAGAGCAAUCCCGCUACAGAGCCUACUUUAGCCGAGAACAAGCCACCCAAACGGGCUAUUUGGACUUUUUUCUGGCUCGGCCACGGGUACCCGGUACGAUAUGGAGCUUUACCCACACAAGGAGGUUUGGGGACCGAAUCGAGACUAUCCACAGCCCUGGGGUGUCAUGGAUGCAGCCGGAUGGUGUUGGAAUUCAAGUCGACACCGUCACCCCUGAACUGCGAGCCCUUUACAAUGUGUUGGCUAAAGUCAAAAGAGAUAGAGAUGAGUACAGAAAAAAAUGGGAGGAGGAGCUGUCUAAGCGCCAGCAGAUGGAGGCCAUGGUGGAGACACUACAGGAGAGUGCCCAGGAGUCUGAAGUGGUUCAGGGGCAGCUCACUGAGAAGGUGGAGAGACUCAAGACAGAGCUGGUGGUCUUCAAGAGCCUCAGGACUGACAAUAAACACCCAACCAACUUUAAAUUGUGCGGACUGGUUCAACUUACUGAAAUGUCGGACUUGGACACUGCGAUCCAGAAGAAGGCCAUGAAGGUGGACAUGGACAUCUGCAGACGCAUUGACAUCACGGCCAAGCUUUGUGACGUGGCUCAGCAACGCAACUCAGAAGACAUGAGCAAGAUGUUCAACAUGAGCCCACACAUGAGCCCCUCCAGAGCACCCCCAGAGAGCAAAGGGGCUGCAUCUUGCAGGAGGAAAGAGCGUAAGGCUGUCUACGAGGAGAGGAGUCCUGAGAUUGAAAGUGAGUCUGGUGGUGGAGAGGAGGAUGAAGAGGAGGAGAAGGAGCAGGUCGUAGAGUCACUCAACAUCACAGACGAGAUGAAACGCAUGCUCAAUCAGUUAACUUGCUCAGAUGAUAAUUCCUUUGUCACCAGGAGAGAGACGUUUGACUUUGAUGACGACUGUGACAGCCUAACUUGGGAGGAGAAUGAGGAGACACUGCUCCUCUGGGAGGACUUUGCCAACUACAACACCCCCUGUGCUGCAGCCAGUGCUGCUGCAGCAGAAGGACAGGGGGAGGGCCCUGGGCAGGCCUCUCAGGAUGGCAGUUUGGGCAGCCUGAUCGACGAGACCGAGAUGCUUUUCCAGAACCGAGAGAAGGAGUACCAGGAGACCAUGGGUCAAAUAGAGUAUGAGUUGGCUACAGCUAAGAGUGAUAUGAACCGUCACCUACAGGAGUACAUGGAGAUGUGUUCUAUGAAGAGAGGCCUGGAUGUGCAGAUGGAGACCUGCAGGAGACUCAUCAAGGGCUCAGGGGGCACCGGCAGGAACUCUCCAUCGUUCAGCUCGGUAGCGAGCAGCGACUCAGGGAACAGUGAUGAGAUCCAGGAGGAGCUGGAGAAGGACGGAGAGGCAGUAGGAGCUGACCCUUGACCCUCCGGCCCCUGGCUACCCCACCACCUGACCCGGGGAAGAUGAUGGAGGAAAUGCCUUUGUUCCUCAAUGCUGUGGUCCCCCUUUUCUUCAGCAGGUUUCCAGUUGAUCUAAGAGGAGCCCUGUGGAAACUAUUGGUGCUUCACCGGUUUACCCAUAUAGGGACGAACUUGUAUUCCACAAUAAGGUGCAGUGUUGGUUCCUCCUCACUGAUCCUCAUUGGCCUACCACUGAUCAGAGCGGUCACCCCUACUAAACACAAGUAUCUCCACACACACUCAACUUACUGUACGCCUAUGGUCAUUUUACUGUGUAUUCACCCCAGUAUUCAUCCUAACCAUGUUAAGAUCAAGGAAACCGGACAUAUUCAGCCAUUAGUGAUCUAGCAAAGCAUUCAGUGAUCCAUAGGAUAUAUUUAAGCAAUAAGGCCCGAGGGGAUGUGGUGUAUGCCCAAUUUAUUACAGUUAAGGGCUGUUCUUAUGCACGACACAACGUGGAGUUCCUGGAUACAGCCCUUAGCAGUGGUAUAUUGGCCAUAUACCACAAACCCCCGAGGUGCCUUAUUGCUAUUAUAAACUGGUGACCAACGUAAUUAGAAGAGUAAAAAUAAAUGUUUUGUCAUACCCGUGGUAUACGGGCUGAUAUACCACGACUUUCAGACAAUCAGCAUUCAGGGCUCGAACCACCCAGUUUAUAAUUCAAAAUAAGGCCUAGGUUCUAUCAGAUCCACGCUAGCCGACAUCUGCAUAGCAGUUGUUUUGGCGGUGCCUGAGGUGGAACUGCAUUAGAACUGUCAAAUCCACAAGCGGCUCCGAGCACUAUACCUAAAGCAGACAUCGCCAUUAGCCGCAGAGAGUCGCAUGAACAGAAAUUCCAUGCAGCGUUAUUUACAAGUUGGAACGCUGAACCGUGAGAUGUAAUCUACACCUGGAUUAGGCUGAUAGAAAUCCUCAUUAUUCAGUUGAGUGAUUUUCAAUUUGAGCAUCAUUAUUUCUACAUCCAGUUGAAGUCAGAAGUUUACAUACACUUAGGUUGGAGUCAUUAAAACUUGUUUUUCAACCACUCCACAAAUGUCUUGUUUAACAAACUAUAGUUUUGGGCCUCCCGGGUGGCGCAGUGGUUAA
Molecule: messenger RNA, 4439 nt
Organism: Oncorhynchus mykiss (rainbow trout)
Lineage: Eukaryota; Metazoa; Chordata; Actinopteri; Salmoniformes; Salmonidae
Source: RefSeq, a predicted model, not a curated record